Messenger RNA from Fusarium coffeatum, 858 nucleotides. RefSeq lists its product as uncharacterized. The record is from RefSeq and is a predicted model, not a curated record. The coding region runs from base 1 to 858 and encodes 285 amino acids. NCBI's taxonomy places the organism in Eukaryota, Fungi, Ascomycota, Sordariomycetes, Hypocreales, Nectriaceae. The transcript is spliced from 3 exons.
AUGCUUGGAAACUUCAUCGGGGUCAGGGACCAGGAUUCCUACUCAAACUCGACAACUUCAUCAUCAUCUUUAUCUCCCACGUCUGCGACGGGCUACAGCAGUUUUAUCAACCAAGAAGAAGACGACAACAUGCGUAAAGGAAACCGUCCUCCUCCGCUGAACCUCAGCAUCGUCCCUAGGCCGAGAUCUCUUCCCCGACUAUCUACGACCCCUCAGCCAAUCGCUAAGGAGCUCACUCCUUUACUGACUCCUCUGCCUGAAGAGGCCGAGGAACCCACCGGACCUGUGGUUCGCGCUGUCAGAAUUGCGGUGGAUUUCAUGCAGAUAGUUUCAUGUCUGCUUGUCAUUCUGAUGCUGGCCGUCUUUCUUGUUUCAUAUGCCGGAGCUGUCAACUCCUGUCAUGGUCUCAAAGCACUUGUGCUCAUUGCGACCCUCGUUUGCGAUGUUGGCCUUGGCAUGUGGUCUAUCGUCAACAACGAUAAGCCAUGGUCUGGCUCCGCUGUCUUGCUAAGGACGCUCACAGCUUCAGUGCUCGUUGGCAGUCUUAUCUCCUUCCUUGCAGUGGAUGGAGUCUUCCCAGCAGACUACACAUACUGGGGUCUUCCCCUAUCACAAUCCGGUGCUCCGGUACUGUGUCUCGUCUCUGCUAUUCUGGGAUGGAAUCUCGUUCACGUUGUGCUGUCUCAGCGAACAACAGAAUGCUGGGCUCGACUGUGCUCCUGGUGGCAGCGACAGAAGAUCAGACGACGACUCGUGUCCGGCAGGGGACAUAGACGAGGACGCAGCGGACCCUGGUGGUUCAACUCUCGACAGUCGACUUUGGAAAAGGGAGGCUACAACUGUGUCUCAUCAUUAUGA